Messenger RNA from Staurois parvus, 455 nucleotides. The record is from the annotation of a GenBank genome assembly. NCBI's taxonomy places the organism in Eukaryota, Metazoa, Chordata, Amphibia, Anura, Ranidae.
ACUCGGUGCCCACUGUCGUGCCAGACAACUCGGAGCCCGCUGUUCUGCCAGAUGACUCGGUGCCCGCUGUCGUGCUAGAUGACUCGGAGCCCACUGUCGUGCCAGAAGACUUGGUGCCUCACUGUCGUGCCAGAUGACUCGGUGCCCCGCUGUCGUGCCAGACGACUCGGUGCCCGCUGUCGUGCCAGACGACUCGGCACCCGCUGUCGUGCCAGACGACUCGGCGCCCGCUGUCGAGCCUGAUGACUCGGUGCCCGCUGCUCCACCUGAUGGCCCCGGUGCCCGCUGCCUCGCCUAAAGGCCUGGUGCCUGCUGCUCCGCCUGAUGGCCGGUGCCCGCUGCUCCACCUGAUGUGCUUCUGCCUGCUGCCCAGCCUGAUGUGCCUCUGUCUGCUGCCCAGCCUGAUAUGCCUCCGCCCGCUGCCCAGCCUGAUGUGCCAGCCCCUGAUAUCCAGC